AUGAGCUGUCCGACUUGUCUCACUAAUCAUACAAUGAUUAAUUGUGAAUUAUUAUCACAAAAUGUUGCAUUGAUGCAGUUGUUACAUAUUCGAAAAAUUGAUAUUGUUCAAAAUACUCAAUGUAAAAUAUGUAAUUCUCUGCCAUCAAUAACAUCAUGUACUCAUUGUACCCGAUUAGCAUGUGUUAAUUGUUUGGAAUCACAUCGUCAAGAAGUUAUACAAGAGGUAACACGUGAAAUUGGUGAUUUAGAAAAACAAUCGGAAAAUAUAAAACUUGGUCUUGGUGAUUCAACUGAUAAUUUUCGUUAUCAUUGUGAUGAGACAUUUCAAGCGGCAAAUAAACGUGUAGAUGAAAUGCAAAAAUAUUUAAAAGUAAUUAAUGAACGUCUAUGUCAAAAAAUACAGGAAUUUCAUGAUAGACGACAGACAGAUUUGGCACAAUCUGUUAAUCGAUUACACACAGAAAUACAAACCAUCGAUAAGUUUGUUGAUGAUACACGCCAUUUGCUGCGCGAUGUUAAUGUUCAAACUGAACUACUAUUGCGUGUCAAACAACAAUGCUUAGAACCAAGAAAACGUUUACUUGUUUUGGCUAAAGAUUUAAUUGAAUUUACACCAACAAUACAGUUUAAUCCGUCAACAUUUCAAAUUGGUGAUGAAUUAGCCGGUUCACUUGUUCUUGAUCGGCCGUUAAAUGCUCCUAACAGUGUUGCAACAGCAGCUGGAGAUGGUAAAUUAGCUUCUAUUGUAUCAACGAGAACAGGUAAAAUGGAGAUUAUAGGACAAGAAGGUAGUGGCAAGUUAGAAUUUAAAGGUCCUGCAGGGUUAACGGUGAAUGGUGACGGUCAUUUAGUGAUCGUCGAAGUAGAAAAUAACCGUUUACAAAUUUUAACGUGCAAUUUUAAUCAUGUUCGUACGAUCAUUGGUUUCCGUGAACCUCGAGACGUUGUUUUUUCUCGUGACAAACGUUAUUUGAUAACUGAUAAUCAUAAAUUAAUUAUAUUAGACGAAAAUUUUCGUAAGGUCGAUGUUAUCGGAAGUAACAAAUCAGGCAGAACACGAAAUACAUUUAAUAGGCCAACUGGAAUAACGAUUGAUGAACAAGAUGAAGUUAUUAUUUGUGACACACAUAAUGAUCGUUUGGUCAUAUUUUCAAAAGAUUAUAAAUGGAAUAGAGAUUUUACAACAGGUCCUGAAAGUUCACCUCGAUACGUGUGUUCCUAUAAUGACACAUUAUACGUUACAUGUGCUGGUACAGGUUGUAUUAUUACAUUAACAAAACAAGGUGAAGUUCUACAAAUGAUCCCCGAUUCCUCAUUGGAUUUGCGUAUUGAUGCACCACGUACAAUUCGAUGUGUUCGAGAUUUAUUAUUUGUUGUUUCAUCGCAUGCCAAAUCAAUUUUUGUCUUUACAAUCGAUGGGGAAUAUCGUGGAGAAUUACGACAUGAGAUGUUUAAUCGACCCGUGGGAAUACUAUUCGUUGAUGAUAGUCUGUAUGUAACAGACACAGAAAAACAUAGCAUUUUUCAUUUUUCUGGUAUACUUCAAUAA
Molecule: messenger RNA, 1551 nt
Organism: Didymodactylos carnosus
Lineage: Eukaryota; Metazoa; Rotifera; Eurotatoria; Philodinida; Philodinidae
Source: the annotation of a GenBank genome assembly